Messenger RNA from Beta vulgaris subsp. vulgaris (sugar beet), 2610 nucleotides. RefSeq names its product pentatricopeptide repeat-containing protein At1g13040, mitochondrial. Gene Ontology annotation, molecular function: protein binding. The transcript is spliced from 4 exons. Bases 416 to 1969 code for a protein of 517 amino acids. Lineage: Eukaryota; Viridiplantae; Streptophyta; Magnoliopsida; Caryophyllales; Amaranthaceae. The record is from RefSeq and is a predicted model, not a curated record.
UGUUACAAUUUUGACUUAAUAACCUCUUAGGUAAAAGCAUAGAAAAGAACUAAAGGAGUUUGUAACCCUAACACUCCAAAUUCGAAUCAGUAGAAAUUGCGCGAUUGCAAGGGAAAUUUCAUCUCUUUACAGAUUAAAGUCUGCAUUCAUAUUCAUCCACUCCAGUAUUCUAUCUUGAAAGUUCAAUUUCAUAUUUCCAGUAUCAAUUCAAGUUACAUUUCGAGGAAAGAAAUUGAAGGAUUUUUUCCACGAUUCAAAAAAUUGAAGGUGGGAGUAGCUCGAGUGUCGAAAAGAAGAGCAGAAGUAAAGGGAAGGGAAGGGAAGAGAAACAACUCUGGCUAAACUGUGUUGAGGUGUAGAUGGACAUGGUUUUGAUCCCAGUGGAAAGUGUUGUUGCAUUCGACAUAGAGCUUGAAUGCAUGAUAUGAUUUGCGGUUUUGGCAAACACCGAUCUAUCUAUAGAGCUCUUAUAUCCAGAUUUGUAAAAGCAGGACUUAUCAACCAAGCAAUAGAAACUUUUGACGAGAUGAUUAGUUCAAAUUGUCGAGUUUUUAGUAUAGAUUACAAUCGAUUUAUUGGGGUUCUUAUCAAGCAAUCCCAUCUUGAUUUAGCUGAGCAUUAUUACAACACAAUGAUCCCACAAGGGUUUUCUUUGAUUUCUUUUACAUAUUCGAGAUUUAUAUGCGCCUUGUGUGAAGUGAAGAAUUUUCAGCUCAUAGAGAGUCUUCUAAAAGAUAUGGAAAAGCUUGGUUCUGUGCCGGACAUAUGGGCAUACAAUAUAUACCUACAUUUGUUGUGUCAGGAAAAUCAAACAGAUGUAGCUCUAAGCUUAUUACAGGACAUGAUGCAGAAGGGAAGACAGCCUGAUGUUGUAACAUAUACUGUACUCCUCAGUGGAUUAUGUAAGGUAGGACGAUAUGAAAAUGCAGUUGAGAUUUGGCAUACUAUGAUAAAGAAUGGAUUUAAACCAGAUGAUAAAGCUUGUAGGGCUCUGGUUCUUGGUUUAUGUGGCGGUGGUAAAGUUGAUUUAGCUUACGAACUUAUAGUUGAUAUGAUGAAAUGUGAAGUACCUAUAGGCAUACUGGUCUAUAAUUCUCUUAUCAGUGGGUAUUGUAAGGCUGGCCAGAUCAAUAAAGCACUAACUAUCAAAAAAUACAUGAAGAGGAAUGGAUGUGAGCCAGAUCGAGUCACUUAUAAUAUAAUUUUGGGUUUUUGUUGUGAUCAGCUUAUGCUGGUAGAGGCUGAGAAAUUGAUGGAGAAGAUGGAAAUGAAUGGACUGGCACCUGAUAUAUAUAGCUAUAACCAAUUUCUGAAGGGUCUUUGUAAAGCUAAUCGCCUGGACAAGGCCUACUUGUUGCUUGAUGUGAUGGAAGUAAAAGGGUUAUGUGAUGUCGUCUCGUACAAUACUAUUCUCAGGGGACUGUGCAGUGGACAUCACACUAAAAGGGCUUAUAAGCUUUUUGAGGAAAUGUUUCGAAAAGGUAUCAUCCCCGAUACUAUGACAUUUACCAUUCUCAUAAAAGCUUUUCUUGGAGAAGGUAGUUCCUAUGUUGCCAAGAAACUUCUUGAUCAAAUGACUGGAAUGGGCAUUUUUCCGGAUUGUGUUUUGUAUACCAUAAUUAUAGACCAUCUUUGUAAGACCGGCAAUAUUGAUAUGGCUCAGUGUGUUUUCAGUGAUAUGAUAGAGAAUGGAACUGCACCAGAUGUAAUUUCAUACAAUGCUCUUAUGAGUGGGCUUUGCAAAGCUUCUAGAAUAAAUGAGGCUAUGAGUUUGAACACCAAUAUGCAAAAUAGAGGACUUUGUCCUGAUGAGGUGACCUUUAAGUUGAUAAUUGGAGGGCUGAUACGGGAAAAUCAGAUUUCAGUGGCCUGUACGCUAUGGGACCAAAUGAUGGAAAAGGGAUAUACUCUAGAUAGAUCUAUCUCUGAAAGGCUAAUCAACGCACUCCAUUCAAAAGACACUUCAUAAUUAAGUUAGGCACUAGCUGAUUCAAACACUAAGUGAUCCUGUUUGCAAGACAUGGCAUGAUGGUGUCCUCAAUGUCUUGGCUGCAAAACUGGGCUGGAAUUUUAAAUGCUGAUUUGCGCAAAAAGGAGCCAUUUCAGUUAUAUGUCUGUUCUAUUCAUCAGCAAUGUCUUGCAACCUCUGUAUUCGAUGUUUGUAUAACCUUUUGAUUUUUCAGGGAAUGUACACCAAACAAGUUAAGACGGGGCAUUGGUUUUAUUGGUUAUUGCUCUGAGAUUCAAGUCAAGGUUAGUGGCUAAGGAAUUAAACUUGAAGACAGGAACAACCUACAUCAUUGCAGCCAAUAUCUGUUUUGAGAUUCACAAGUAACGAAAGGAGCGGCGAUCAUGCCACAGCCACUACAAAUGGUCUUACUUUUUAAUCGUUUUGAAGUCUUUUAACAAGCCAUUUGAACGGAAAGAAAAGGUGUAGAAUGGUGUAUCAAUGACUUAUUGUUGAUUGAAACCCUUGCAAUGUAAACAUAGUUUGUAGUAUUUUUCGAAAAGUUUCAAACUGGUGGCACUGGGUAUAAUUACAGUCCAGUUGCCGAUAUUUAUAUAACUGAAUAAAGCUGGCCUAUAUAACAAUUUCAGUGAAAAGUAUAA